Hylaeus volcanicus is the source of this 401-nucleotide messenger RNA. RefSeq lists its product as uncharacterized. The record is from RefSeq and is a predicted model, not a curated record. NCBI's taxonomy places the organism in Eukaryota, Metazoa, Arthropoda, Insecta, Hymenoptera, Colletidae. The transcript has 2 exons. Gene Ontology annotation, cellular component: cytoplasm; nucleus. Gene Ontology annotation, molecular function: protein tag activity. Gene Ontology annotation, biological process: tRNA thio-modification; protein urmylation. The coding region runs from base 17 to 313 and encodes 98 amino acids.
GUUAAAGUAAGUUUCAAUGAAACUGACAAUUGAAUUUGGUGGGGGCUUAGAGGCCUUGGUCAAAAAUGGUCAAAAAACUUUACAAGUUGAUUUACAAAGAGACGAGAUGACAGUACAAGAAUUAAUUGAAUAUAUAGCGGAAACAUUCAUAGUAUCAAGACAAAACUUAUUUUACAAUGUUGAUUUAUCAAAAUUAAAACCUGGUAUUUUAGUGUUAAUUAAUGAUUGUGAUUGGGAACUUAAAGGAGCUUCACAAGCUGUUGUUCAAAAUGAAGACGUUAUUAGUUUCAUUUCUACUUUACAUGGUGGUUAAAUAAUGUUUUUUAAUAGAAGGUGAUUUUUUGAAUCCUACUGCAACUAUUGAGUGCCUACCAUACAUUAUUUAGAGUUUAUCAUAACUG